Fopius arisanus is the source of this 2922-nucleotide messenger RNA. RefSeq names its product RRM_RCAN_like domain containing protein Sra (gene sra). The coding region runs from base 469 to 1188 and encodes 239 amino acids. NCBI's taxonomy places the organism in Eukaryota, Metazoa, Arthropoda, Insecta, Hymenoptera, Braconidae. Gene Ontology annotation, biological process: calcium-mediated signaling. Gene Ontology annotation, cellular component: cytoplasm; nucleus. The record is from RefSeq and is a predicted model, not a curated record. Gene Ontology annotation, molecular function: nucleic acid binding; calcium-dependent protein serine/threonine phosphatase regulator activity. The transcript has 4 exons.
CACCUAAUUACCCCAAUUUUUCACCCCAGAAAACCCACAAAUCUCAUCAUCAUCUCAUCCCAAUUAGUUUUCCAAUAAACAAUUCAUCACGUUCUUUACACCAACAACAAUACUCGUGUAAUGUAACACUCACAAAUCGCAAUGAUUGCACCGAAAUUUUUUCGCUCUCGUUCUUCAAACCCAGUCAGUCACUCAGUCUUGCAUGAAAUAAUUGUGAUAACAAUAAGUGAUAAACAUCGUUGUGAGCCAGCAUAAACACUACAAAUACCAAGUGCUGUCAAUAGAUCGAAGAAACAUUGUCCUUCAUCUGCUCCUCAUCUGCUAAUCAAUGGACAUGAUAAUUUGCAAUUAAUAUUCUAGUGAUAUUCCCAGACUUGGAUCGAGCGGACACAAUCUGACAUAACCAAGUGCUGAGUCUCUGAUUGCCACCGAUUGCCUCUGAUUUUUAAAUAGAUAGAACAGAGCGCAAUGGACGAGAAACGUGAGUCAAACAUGACAGACGACGAGGAAGAUCCGGAGAAUAUAAUAAUAAACGAAGUAGAUGGUCUACCAAAUCUGCACCCUAAUUUCCAACAACUCAACCUCGAUCUCAGCGACGAUAAAAGUACAAGUGACAAGAGCGUUAGAACAUUAGAUGAAUUGGUGCACGAUGAGGAUCUACCAAUGUCUGUUAUCGUGACCAAUGUAGAUCCCCGGGUAUUCAAAUGUGACGAACUUAAGGCUGACAUCGAACAUCUAUUCAAACAAUUCGGUGAUGAGGCGACAUUCCAGUAUUUCAAGUCAUUCAGAAGAAUGCGAGUGAAUUACAACUCACCGGGUGCCGCUGCUCAUGCCCGAAUACAAUUGCAUCAAACACGUCAUGGUGAAACUGACAUCAAUUGUUAUUUUGCCCAGCCAGUGACGCCGAUAGAUAUAGAGGAUCAGCAUCUCCAGCCCCCAGCACUGACAAAACAGUUCCUAAUAUCACCUCCAGCGUCUCCACCCAUUGGAUGGCAGCCCAGAGAGGAAGGAGAACCACUAGUUAAUCAAGAUUUAUUGGCUGCCAUUGCCAAUCUCUCCCCAGGUGGAAGCCACGAGCUGCACGCCGGAGGCUCUGGUCAACCUGGCAUCGUGGUGCACGUCUGCGAGACGACAAAUUCACCCCAGAGGCAUCCCCCCAUUCAGCACACACGCUGUCCUGAACAUUAAAUUCUCCAUUCAUCAGCUGCAACAUAGUCAAUGGCAAAUGAUAUCGAUCGAAUCCAUCCAGGUGACUAAUUCAUAAAUAUUACGAUAGAAAGAGAAUGUAAGAUGCUUUUCAAGAAUUUCGAAGAGCCUUGAAAAUAUAUCACGACCAGAUAUGGAGAGAUAAGACGUGGUAUGGAAAAAAAUCUCUCACAUUCAAUCGCAAUUGUGAUCUCAAAAGCUUCAUACAUGUUACUGUGUGUAUAUUUCAUUUACAUUUGCCUUUGGAGUCAUAAACUAUCUCGAAAUACCAUUAAUAUUUGGAGAAUGGAGAAAAAUGAAGAUUAACAUAUUAAAGCAAACUGGCUGUUCCGUAUUUUAGUGUUGAAGAGAAAUAAUGAUAUGAUAUUCUGAGGAGUAAUCUCGUUAUUUCAUUUGACAACUGAUUCAUUAAUUAUAUAUCUAAAUGUACCUGCAAGUAUGUCCUCUCGUUAUCUGAGCGUUUUUCCUCAUUGGAAUAUAUUUUGCCAUCUUGACAUGUUUUUUGAUAGAUGUUAGGAAUGAGUUAAACUACUUAGGUAACUGUGCCGGGGUAAAAUUGACUUUGAAAUGAACAAUCGGAAGUAUUUGAUUCAAAAUUAGUACAGCAAUAUGCUGUACUCUAUAGUCUAUGGUAUAGGCACUAGUGAUAUUGGACGGUAACAAGAAACCCCGAUAAAUUCUCUGUUGUUUCUGCUUCGAUCUAAAUAUCUUAUAUAAAUGUAUCUGAAGUGCGAUGAACUGGGAGCUGAUUAUUCCAGGUAUAAGCCUUGAUAAACAUCGAAUUUAAAAGAGGCAAUCGAUUGCUCAUCCAUUGAUGACUCUCAAUCUCAAAACAAUACGAGAUUAUUAUUACUAGCUAUUAUUUGCUAUUAAUGAUUCAAUUGAAUUGGGUGAUAGGUAAAAAUUCUCUUCCAAUGAAAAUAAUUGUCGCAUUUCAUAUGUUUAAUUAACGUGAUUAUUGGAAUAAAAAAGGUGAAAUUGCGAUAUAAUACAACAGAUGUGCUGAACAUAUAUAUAUCUUGGAUGUCAGGUACAUCCUCAAGAGAAUAAUCAUAGAAAUAUGGGGAGAGGAAGAUGAACAUAUUUUUCCCCCGAUGAAAAUCCGUGUGGAAAAUGUUCAAAAUAUAAAUAUGAAAUUAAUGGUGUAAUUUUAUGUAUGUAUGAGAAUGUGCAUAAAUUGCCGUAGUCUAAUCAAAGAAAUGAAUAAUAAUGAAGAGGCAAUGAGGCAGAGAAAGGUCAGAUCCUUUUACUCAACUAAGAAAUUUUUAAUCAUUAUUAGUUGAUACGUUCAUCUCACAAUUGUUAAUCCUCGAAAUUUGGAAUUUUCCUGUUGUAAUAAAAUAGUUCCAAAAUCAAAGUGAGACAAUCUCAUGAGACAGAUCAAACUGCAAUUAUUUAUUUAAUGAAUAAUAGCGAUGCCAAAGUUGCUAGAAUGUUAAUCGUUUGUUUUUGUAAAGCUUAUUGAUUUUAUAGAUUUUUAAAAAUAUUUCUUUUCGAGUGCUUACAAGCAAUUGAAAUUAUAUCGUAAUAUGUAAAUCUGACAGUACAAAGAAAAAAAAAAAAAUAUUCAGCGAACAGAGUACUUAAUGAAGAAAUUUAUCAUUUACCAUGUGCUUUGAUGCUCAGACGCCAUUCGUGUGUACUGGCCUAGGUGGUUUAAUUUUUAACUAAAAAUGUGUAUAAAGAUGAAUUACUAAAAAAAAAAAAAAAAAAAAA